Sesamum indicum (sesame) is the source of this 931-nucleotide messenger RNA. RefSeq names its product Tetratricopeptide repeat (TPR)-like superfamily protein (gene FIS1B). Gene Ontology annotation, biological process: peroxisome fission; mitochondrial fission; autophagy of mitochondrion. Gene Ontology annotation, molecular function: protein binding. NCBI's taxonomy places the organism in Eukaryota, Viridiplantae, Streptophyta, Magnoliopsida, Lamiales, Pedaliaceae. The record is from RefSeq and is a predicted model, not a curated record. Gene Ontology annotation, cellular component: peroxisomal membrane; mitochondrial outer membrane.
CAUUUGACAAACCUCCGUAACCCCAAAAUGUCUACGAAUCAUCUCAUUCAAAAUUCUCUAGACUACUCCAAUCACACACAAACUUAACGGAAAAGAAAAGAAGUAGAUAUAUAAGUAUUCUACAGAAAUUCAUAAAGUUUCGGUUUGGUACAAACUAGUUAUAUAGGAAAUGGAAGCGAAAAUUGGGAAAUUUUUCGACUCGGUGAGCAAUUUUUUCACCGGCGGGGAUCAGAUUCCGUGGUGCGAUUUCGACAUCGUCGCUGGUUGUGAGCGUGAGGUAGCUGAAGCUGAGAAAGGCUCCUCUGAUAAACUAAAAGGUGAAUGCAUCAUGCGCUUGUCUUGGGCCCUUGUUCACUCAAAACGGGCAGAGGAUGUUCAACGUGGAAUAGCUAUGCUUGAAGCUUCAUUGUCUGGGUCUAAUACCCCCCUGCAGGUCAGGGAAAAGCUUUAUCUUCUUGCUGUUGGAUACUACAGAAGUGGGAACUACUCUAAGAGCAGGCAGCUUGUCGAGCGGUGUUUAGAGAUUGCACCAGACUGGAGGCAGGCGUUGACCCUCAAGAAAGCACUUGAAGAUAAAAUCACAAAAGAUGGAGUAAUUGGUAUUGGCAUUGCUGCAACUGCUGUUGGACUUGUGGCUGGGGGUAUUGCCGCAGCUCUUUCAGCUCGCAAGAAGUGAUAACAAUGUACAUAAUGGAAUUACAUCCAGAGUUUGAUCGCAGACCCUCUGCCUUAUGAUACUGUCUGAUUUUUCCUGUUAUGAUCUAUUGUAAAAUUUGAAUGUAUGGAUGUUGUACCUGAUGUAUAAUUAGACAAAAUACUGUAUUUCCAUGCAUUACUGCACUAGUUGGGCUUCUUUCUUUGUGGAAAUCUCAAUUCAUACCUUGUUGGAGAAUACAUGAAUGAGAACAAACGAUCCUGAUUUGUUCAUUUC